Molecule: messenger RNA, 4275 nt
Organism: Symsagittifera roscoffensis
Lineage: Eukaryota; Metazoa; Xenacoelomorpha; Acoela; Convolutidae
Product: rho-related BTB domain-containing protein 1-like
Exons: 9
Coding region: 896-3757 (953 amino acids)
Biological process (GO): cortical cytoskeleton organization; establishment or maintenance of cell polarity; regulation of cell shape
Cellular component (GO): cytoskeleton; cytoplasmic vesicle; cell projection
Molecular function (GO): GTP binding; protein kinase binding; GTPase activity
Source: RefSeq, a predicted model, not a curated record
AGGGUAACUAAGCAAGUGACUAUAUUCGCCACAGAAAAAGCUUAUUUCUGUACAUAUUUUCCAGUGGUUAUUAAAAUAGAUAACUAUUUUCCAGAGAUAGUGUAUAUUUUUAGACUUUUUCUACUCUGUGGUCACAUGCAUAUAUGAAGUCUGUCCUAUCAAGUUGCUUUAAUUUUGCAGUUGGCAUUAAUUAUCUUAAGCGCACGUUUUUAUGACGCAAAGUUGAAAUUUUCACCUCUCUUGUGACCUGAAAUUUCAUAUUUUCUGCCUCAUUUUGCGCUGCCCUUUUCACUUAAACCAAUUUGUGCCCGCGUGAAUUACUUCUGCUAAAGUUACCAUGAACGUUUCCGCUCUUAACUUGUGACGUAAAGUCAUUUUUGCCAAUUUGCCUGCAAAAUAAGAGGAUAUUCUUCUUUGUCUUUGGGUUGUAUUGUGAGUGGAAUUAAUCACUUCUUCUUUCUAUUUGUUCAGCCUCAUUUUAAAUUUCAACCUACCUUUUAAUUUGAACCUCCUUAUUCUUUUUUUUAUCUCUUUUUAACCCCUCCCCCCUUUCCCCUCUCCUGAAUCUUACGCCAUCUACAUUUCAUUGAUCCAAUCCCCACUUUCAAUUCAGAGACGAAGAGGCUCUUUCUAAUUUUUCUUUUAAUCUGAUCUAAAAGGAUUAACUUUGAAGCAACCCUAUAUUCUCGCUUUCUGUUUGAUCUGAAAAUUGAAUGAUUUCCUGCUGGUUUGAUGUCGCGAUAGCAUUUCGUUUCAUUCCUAUAUCACCCCAGUCUUCCAAAUUUAUUUAUCUUGUGCUCCCCAGGCAACAAAAGAUAAAUAAUUGAGUGGCAGUACUUCUAGUUCUGCUUUUUUCCACCCAGCGCGGGUUCCGAAAACAAGUUGUUGCACAAUUAUGAGCCAUGAGCAUCAACGUGUUUCAACCCUCGAAACUUCGGCCAGACGAAUCAACGAUUAUAGUGUUGGACCACCUCGGAGAGAGCCAAAUAUAAUAUUUACGGGAAGAGAAAGUAACCCUGGACUUGAUCACGUGGCGUUGGCUGGACCUUCGCGUAUCACGCCAGAUCAAGAAUUCGUACAUAAUAAUUGGAAUCCGCAAGGUCAAAUGAGUUCAGACCUUAGAAGUUUUGAGAAUAAUGCAAGGUUAUUGGAUCAUAAUUUACCUUUAGUAUCAUCGUCAUCCGCAAAUAGACAAAUCCGUGCAAUCUCUCUGCAAAAUGGUGCUAAUUUAGAAGAACAACCAUCUUCGUCAGCUUCACUUUCAAUUGUUUCGUCCAAUCAGAACCGACUCAGCAGGACAACCAAUCAGGGCACGAGUACUGCGGCCUCUGCGUCUCCGAAUCGGUCAGCGAAUCAGAGUGAAUCGAAUAGAGCGUCUCCCAACCAAACAACGAAUCAGGGAACUACGACUGCAGCUCCAAGAACAGCUCCUGUGAGUUCCACGCUAGCGACAAGUGGGACAACUAGCUCAGCAAAAUUGUCGUGUGCUUACGCGGACGAAUAUGAUCACCCGUUGCGAGAAAACAUAAAGAUCGUUGUCGUUGGCGAUAGUGGUUCGGGUAAAAGCAAACUCGCUUUUUCUCAAGCUUGUAAAAGGACCUUCAGUGAGAAAGAGUUGAACAAGAGUUGUGUGCCGACUAUUUGGGCGAUUGAUCAGUACAAGCACAGACGUGACGUGCAGGAGUUGGCACAGUGCUGCAUUGAUGGGGCGCAUGUUUCUGUAAGGAUUUGGGACACUUUUGGAGACCAUUCAAAGGACAGGAACUUUGCGUAUCAGAAUGCUGACGUGGUGGUGCUGUGCUUCUCGCUUUGUGACCGCAAGUCCAUGCACAACGUCACUGCCAGAUGGCUGGGAGAGAUCCACCACUUCCUCAAAAACAUACCGGUCAUUCUGGCAGGAACUAUGCUGGAUAUGCGGUGGAAAGACCUGAAGAGUCAACACAAGUUCCAGAGUAAGUUCAACAGGAAGAUCCAGGCCUCCGACAUAAUCAAUCCAGACGAGGCCAGGGAUAUGUGCGAGAAUGUGGGGUUGCCCUACUACGAGUGCACGGUACUCACUGGCUACGGAGUCAGCGAUGUUUUCGAGAAUGCAAUCAGAGCCGCUUUAAUACACAAACGCAGUGCAAGGAUGUACACUAUGAACCAUCUGCGAAAAGUUCGGGAACCCUUGCUACAAGCUCCGUGUCUCCCUCCGGAACCACCCUACCCUCAACUACCUCCUGUCGUGCAAUCAACCUACCUGGCAGACCUGUCAUCUUUGGCAAUAUCGGAGGAAACUGCAGAUGUUGUGCUUUGCUGUGGAUCCACUAAGUUGUUCUGUCACAAGUUGCUUCUGGUUCAGAGUUCGGGACUGUUUUCGGUGUUUUUUGAGCAGCAGGCUGUUCUGCAUAGUAUGCUGAAUGAUUUGAGCGACACGGGAGGCGACAGUGACUUGGAUUCGGAACAUAAUGGAGAAAACCGAGACAAUUGUGGAUCAGAAGUGGGCGGUCUGAAAAGAUCGGAGUUGUUUUUGAACGGACUUCCGAUUCUGAAAAUGAACCAUGUGUCUGACUACAUCCUGGACAACCGUCUUCCAAAUAGACACAGAGUAGGCGGAGGAACAACAGGAGGCGAUUUCUUCGAUGACGCCGAGGCAUCAUCUAACUGCGCUCAACAGGUGUGUGUCCAUUCUGGUAUUCCUAAGAACCACGUGUCUCUCCUACUUCACUUUGUGUAUCAUCUUCAGCUGCCCUCCAAAGUGCUCCACUGCUCCAAGUUAGAACUCAUGCAGUCUGCUAAGCUGUUCAAGAUGCAUGACCUUGUGAUCCAUCUGCGCAAUAUGUCCAUGAACUGCGAAAACCACAUCUUCAUCGGAUCCUCUGCAGACUCAACUGGGAAGACAAACACGAGAUCCAAACUCGCAGUGCUUACCAAUCUCGCUCACUACAACAACAGCAGUACUAGUUUGAACAGUUGUUCCUCUUCUUCCGAAAACAAUCUGCCGAAUAUUAUGAACCAAUCAAAUUCGAGUGUGUCUAAGCCAGAUACGGAGAUCGAGAACUUGAUGAAUGUUGGGAGGCGUCAGGAGUUUCUUAGACAGGAGUUCCAAGCGCAACAAUUGAACCAGACAGGCAAUUUUGUCUUCCGAGUGAACGGGGAGAGCAUAUUUGUACACAAAUAUAUUUUGGUGGCAAGGUCAAAGUUCAUGUCUUCGUUGCUGUGCGGAUCCUUCAGGGAGAGUCAAGGUCAUCACCUAGAUGUAUCAGACAUCUCAUCUGAAGCUCUGAAAGUAGUACUUGGAUAUCUCUAUUGCGACCAGCUCAUUCUGAAAGUAUCCCAAAUGGAUAUAUCAGAAUGGUGUGACGUCAUCGAAUUCGCCAACAGACUCUGUCUAGACCGACUGAUUUCAUUAGUGGAGCACGAACUAGUGGCGGAUUUGAACACGAAAACUCAACCGGAAAGCGUGAAAGACUCGAUUCUUCUAAUUGAUAAAUGCAAUUUGUUCAACGCCCACGCGCUGCAUAAGUGGUUGUUCACACAUCUGAGUCACAAUUAUGAUUUCAUGUGCAAAAAUUACAGCUACUUGAAGCAGACGAUGUUGACCGAUGAGACGAAAAAGGAGCUGUUGAGGAAUCGGUGGCCGCCUGUUUGGUACAUAAAAGAGAAGGAUUACUAUGAGAGACGUAAACGGUUGAUGAGUAAGAUUGAAGGCAAUAAACGGCAGAUGAAAAGUGGCAUGGCCAAAUGGUGGAUGUGGCGAAAACUAAACGUGCUUUAAAUCGAGUGUGAAAUCAUUAGUUAGAAUGUCUUGAUUGAAAAGGGUUAAAAUUUCAGACUAGAUGAAAUUCGAACUACUAUUGAACUCAUGUGCUAAAAGUAAAGCAUAAGUUUCGUGUACUCCAAAAGUUGACACAGUAGCCCUUGAAAUUAAACCUACAGAGUUACGCGACUUAAAGUUAAAAACCCUACAGUUCCCUUUGAAAUUUGGACAACUUUUUGAAAAUCCACGAAAUUCUGUCCACUGAAAUUUUGAACAAAUUGUCACACUUUUCUUAAAACGCCUUUUUCUUGUUAUUGGUUACUCCUCUCCGAGGCAUCUGCUAGCCUCAUAGGUUCGAAUUUCAAAUUGUUUGAAGUUUUGACCUUUGCUAAAAGCUUCAUCGAUGCUUCCCCCGAUUAGAUUAGAGUUACUCAUUGUCAGAUAAAUACUGUAGUUUAAAUUGUUGUCUCUAGUUACGUGGUAAUUAUGAAGCUAGAUUGAAUUGAAUGAAAAUUUGAAAUUGAAUGUUACAAUUA